This is a messenger RNA of Rotaria sp. Silwood1, 1371 nucleotides long. The record is from the annotation of a GenBank genome assembly. Lineage: Eukaryota; Metazoa; Rotifera; Eurotatoria; Philodinida; Philodinidae.
AUGGCUGACUCAGCCUCGACUGGCAAGCCUGACAUUGAAAAGCAAGUUGCUGAGGAACAAGUGAUUGAAGACCAAGUUCCUGAAGAACAAGUUGUUGAAAAAGAAUCCGAGGAUGCUGAUUGGAACGAAGAGAAAGAAGGCAGUCUUGAAUUAGCAAAAAAGAAGCAGGCUGUACUGAAAACAUACUAUGAUGGCUUUCCAAGUAUUGAUGAUGUUAUAGAUGAGACACGAUCUGGUAUACGCGAAGCAAAAGAAUUUACCGAAUCGAUCCUUCACGAUUUACCAUCGGGAGACAUUAGCGAGAGAACAACAGCGUGCCAUGGAAAUAAAACAUUUACGAACCCAAAUGAAACUCAUCAGGUUGGACCACCGGGAAAAACUAAGACAUAUAUCUCACCUGACGGAUGGACGAGAUACGGCUUCAAAGUGUUAGGCAAGUAUCAAGAUGGAAAUGCUUGGUUGCAUCCAUUCAAAGAUCCUGGAAAUUGGUAUCGAGCUUUUCAUGGAACAGGAAGAGCACAAGCAGUAGAUUUCGGUAAUGAUAAACAGUCAUUCGAAAAACAGUAUGCACCUGUCGAUGCUGUCGCAAGUAUCUUUGAAAAUGGAUUUCGUCCUGCGAGGAUCACUGUUCAUGGCGAUGGUGUGUAUUGCUCUCCAAAUCCUAAGUUUCCUGAAAAUGGGUAUGUGGCAACUGUUGAACUAGACACACAAGAAGGAAAAAAAAAGUUUAAAUGUAUGUUGCAAGUAGCUGUGAAUCCUGACGCUGUUAGAUUUACGAAGGACAAGGAUAUAUGGGUUGCACCUAAUCCUGAAGACAUUCGACCAAUUUUUCUCGAACUUGAAAGUAUUGAAUACACAAUAGGAAAUUGUCAUUUGCAUAUAAAAGAUUUACCAUGGCCAUCAACAUUAACACAUCUUAGCAUUAUCUUUGAUUAUGACGGAUAUUUUGAUCGUAUACAACGUUCUCUUGUUCAUUUAUCAUCAUUAAAUAGUCUUGAAAUUUAUCAAAAAGAAAAAGGAACAUUACUUCCUAAUGGUCAACUAUGGGAAAACCUGAUUCAUUCAUCACUUCCAUUAUUAAAAAUCUUCAAAUUUUAUUUCCAAUUCGAAUAUUCAUCACAACUAUCUAAUCAAAUUGAACAAGUAAUAUCAUGGUUUUCUACACCAUUCUAUGUACUUAAAAAUAAAUGGUUUAUUCGUUGUGAUAUACCUGAUAGAUAUCACGGGCGUGCAAUUCUCUACUCACUACCAUUUUCCUUUCAAAUCUAUACAACUUUUCAAGGUUCUAUCAUCAAAACUAUUUUAACUUUAUUGGACGAUGAUAACAAUGAUUUCUAUACGAAUAUAUUCUCAAAUGUUAAAAAAUUAUAA